AUGUCGAGUGAAGAAUACAGCAACAGAGUAUUAAAGCAGAGCAAUUGGAAUGAACUCGUUGAUAUUAUAUACGAUGAUUGGCAAAACUUAGAAGAAAACACUAAACAAAAAAGAAUAAAAGACCUACAAAAAAAAUGGAAGGGUUUGCGCGACUAUCACACCAGAGAAAAAAAUAAGGAUUCCUCAGUCAAAAGCGGAAGUGGGGCAACAAAAAAACGCAAGACACCAUACUUGGACAUGUUACACUUUUUAAAUGUUUCUAGAGCUAGCAACCAGACAUCUGGCAAUAUUAGCGCCGAGACGUCUAGCGACAGUAGCGCUAUUUUAGAUGAAAAUGAUUCUACUGACUCGGUAGUUAAUGUCAGUAGACCAAAAAAGAUGACUGUGUUUCAAGAAGCACUAAUUAACUCGAUGGAAAAAAAGAGAAAACGAUCCAGAUAUGAACUUUCUACUAAAUAUUUUACCGGAAAUGAAGACAAUGUCCCCAACACAGAAUUUUGA
Molecule: messenger RNA, 501 nt
Organism: Parnassius apollo (apollo)
Lineage: Eukaryota; Metazoa; Arthropoda; Insecta; Lepidoptera; Papilionidae
Source: the annotation of a GenBank genome assembly